Molecule: messenger RNA, 3568 nt
Organism: Phoenix dactylifera (date palm)
Lineage: Eukaryota; Viridiplantae; Streptophyta; Magnoliopsida; Arecales; Arecaceae
Biological process (GO): mRNA catabolic process; negative regulation of translation
Cellular component (GO): CCR4-NOT complex
Molecular function (GO): protein binding
Source: RefSeq, a predicted model, not a curated record
CAGAGCCAAAACUUCUCUUCUUCCCAUCGUUCAAUACUGCGGCUUUUCUUUUUGAGUCCCUUCGGCUUUGUAUCGCUACGACGGCUCAAGAAAUCGCCGCCCCAAAACCCUAAACCCCCUUUCCCCUCCUCCGUGCUCCAAAACCCUAACCCCCCCUCCUCCUCCUCUUUCUCUCCUUUCGAAAACCCUACCAUGGAGGAGGACAAUCCCGUGCCCUCGCGCCCCGGCCCGAGUAGAAUUUGAUCCUUUUUCCCUAGUUCGGCGGCGAGAGAGGAGCUGGCAUUCCUGCGAUUGAUUUGGUUUCUUGGAUCGGGUCGGGGCUGAUUGAUUCGAGCAAUGGACAACCGAGAUUCGUCUGUAUCUCCAGCAGCAGCGGCGGUGGGCAAGGACGGGUCCGCGGAGGAGGAUGGACUUUUGUCCGUCGCGGCGGGCCUGGCCAAGGAGGCUGCUGUCCUUUUCCAGAGCCGGCGCUACUCUGAGUGUAUCGAUGUGUUGAAGCAGCUGUUACAGAAGAAAGAAGAUGAUCCCAAGAUUCUUCACAACAUAGCUGUUGCAGAGUACUAUCAUGAUGGUUGUCCCGACCCAAAGAAGCUACUUGAUGUGUUCAACAAGGUUAAGAAGAGAAGCGAAGACCUAGCUUGUAAAUCUGGAGAACAGAUAGAAGCUGCUAACAGCCUUGGUAGCAAUGUUACAUCAGGGUCUAGAGGGAGUAGUAGUACGCUAUAUCAGUUGUCUGCUGCAAAUGCUGGUGGCAUUGCUUGUGUAGAUGAGUUUGACACUUCCAUCGUCACAUUCAACACUGCAGUUAUCCUCUAUAAUCUUCGUAAUUAUGCAAAUGCAUUAUCAGUUCUAGAGCCGUUAUAUCAAAAUUUAGAACCCAUAGAUGAGUCAACAGCUCUUAAUGUGUGCCUUCUCUUACUGGAUAUUGCAUUAUCUUCCCAAGAUGCAUCAAAAGCUGCAGAUGUAAUCCAAUAUCUGGAAAAAUCCUUUGGUGUUAGCUCUUUGCCAAACCAAAGUGAUAAUGGAAGCCUGCAGCAACUACUUUUGAACCAAUUUAAAGUUGCUGGAACAAGUAGUAUUGCUGCAUCAGAUGCUUCUAGUUCAGAUUCAAGUGCCAGUGCAAAUGCUGCUGAGAACCCUCUGGUGGGAAAUUUAUCUGAUGAAGCAUUAGAGUAUGAAACCUUGUACUCAACAUUGGAUGGUGGAAAUCAGAACUUGGGUAGGCCAACCUCAAAUGAUCACUCAAAAACCUCAGCUGACUGGGCUGCUACUGCCAUUGAUCUAAAACUGAAAAUGCAUCUUUACAAAGUCCGACUUCUGCUCCUUACUAGGAACCUGAAGACUGCAAAGCGUGAGCUUAAGCUUGCUAUGAACAUGGUACAUGGUAGGGAUUCAUCUACAGAGCUCCUCCUGAAGUCUCAGUUAGAGUAUGCCCGUAGCAACCAUCGCAAGGCCAUAAAACUUUUGGAUACAAUUAGUAACCGAACAGAACCAGUAAUGCUCAGUAUGUAUAACAACAAUAUUGGGUGCAUACUUCACCAGCAAAGGUCGCACCACACAUCAAACUGGUUCUUUAACAAGGCACUGAGGCACAGCUUGUUGCUUCGAUCAGAGAAGCCUUUGAAGCUUGUUGCUUUUUCACAGGACAAAUCCUGUCUUAUUGCGUACAACUGUGGCCUUCAGCAUUUAGUGUGUGGAAAGCCAUUGGCUGCAGCUCGCUGUUUUCGUCAAGCCAUUCCAGUCUUCAGCAACCGACCACUCUUCUGGCUCCGUUUCGCUGAAUGCUGUCUACUAGCAUUAGAGAAGGGGUUACUAAGUGUUUCUUCAAGUGGUGAAGAUAUUAAAGUUCAUGUUGCUGGCUCAGGCAAAUGGCAGCAACUAGUUGUCGACUGUGUCAACUCGAGAUAUAGCAAUUCAGAUUCUACAGCAGGAGAUGAUGCGACCAAUGGUGAUGAUCAGAUCUUGAUCUCACUUCCAUUUGCUCGGCGGUGUCUUCUCAAUGCUCAGCUUUUAUUGGAUGCUUUGGAUCGGAAAAUGACGAAACUUGAUGCCUCAGCCUUUGCAUUGGAUGUGGCUGAUCCUAACCAAGGAGCAUCUAUAAACCUUAAGAAUUCAAACCAGAAGAAUAUGUCGAGCAGGGACUCGAAAGCAUUGAAUUCAACAUCAGCAUCCACUGCAAUCGGUGUAAAUUGUGAUCCUAAAGAAACCAAGGGUGGUAACAGCUUGAAUACCACCUUACAGAUCUCAGUUGCUGGAUAUGAGGACAUGUGCAGAAAAGAAAACCACAGAAUAAGGCAAGCUGUUUUAGGAGACCUGGCAUAUGUUGGAUUGUGCUUAGAAGAUCCUUUGAAAGCAUUGGUUGCUGUGAAGUCCCUUCAGCAGCUGCCAGACUGUUCAAAAAUGUCUCUCUUUCUUGGUCAUGUAUAUGCUGCUGAAGCACUCUGUUGCCUGAACCGACCUAAAGAAGCUGCAGAGCAGUUGUCAGUUUAUAUAGCAGAUGGGCAAAAUGUUGAGUUGCCAUACACUAAUGAAGACAGAGAGAAGUGGAGUGAUGAGAAAGCUGCUGACUAUGAAGAGUCAAAUGGUUCUCUUACAGCCAAACCAACUGUGGAAGGGACCAAAACAACUAUUGAAGAGUCCCGAGAUAUGGGGUUCCUGAAUCCUGAUGAGGCACGUGGGGUCCUUUAUGUGAACCUUGCUGCCAUGUCUGCAAUGCAGGGGGAUCUUGAGCAGGCAAGCCACUUUGCAAAGCAAGGUCUCUCUUCCCUGCCCAACAAUCCAAGAGUAUUGCUUGCAGCGGUAUAUAUGGAUCUGCUACAGGGGAAAACACAAGAGGCUCUUGCUAAGUUGAGAAAGUGUAGGAGGGUAAGGUUUCUUUGUAGUAAUGUGAAAAUGAGCAGCUGAGAUGGUUCAUGCUUUAAUUGAUGUGUGUUCCGGACGAGUAUUCAGCAAGAUGAUCCGAGAGUUAUUUGUACCAUACGAAGGACAGGCCGUACAAUAAUCAUUUUUUCCCUAUAUUUGAGGCCUAGUGGUGUGGCUCAUUGUUUCAAUCUGCUGACCACUUUUUGUGUUCAAGUUGUAGUCAGAUUCAAGGAAAAGAGUUGGGCACAAUUGAUAAGAAAAUUCAUUCAUCUAGGAAAGUACAUGCAAAGCCUUCACAAUCAAAGCAUUCUCAGUAUUCUUGCUUUUUCUUUGUGAUGUAAUUUGGGUCCUGACAUGUGGAUGGUGCUAAAGUUAAGGGAUUGUGAUCCUUAACCAUCAAGCAUGCUGUCAGCUUGUCCAUGCAGCCUUAGGAACACGUUUACUUUCAUCCAUGAUUGUCAGAACUGAGGACUGAGAGUUCUCUAAGCUUAAUUUGUUAAUUUGGCUUUGGCAUUAAAGAGGCUGUUGAUGAAAGUAUGUCUUCCAUGGUGCCCUAGUGUGCUUAUAUACAUUGUGUAACCAGCAUCGUCAUAUUGAAACAGGCUGCUGUGACUUCCAAAUAAUCAGUUCAGCAUCCAAAGAACGUUUGGGUGGGUUGUAUUUUGAUAAUGCAAAUUGUUAUCCAGGAAAGAAUCAUUUGUUUCCA